Prorocentrum cordatum is the source of this 321-nucleotide messenger RNA. The record is from the annotation of a GenBank genome assembly. Lineage: Eukaryota; Dinophyceae; Prorocentrales; Prorocentraceae.
AUGUUCGUGACGGCCGCGCCUCGCCAGCCGCAUCCCGCACCAGUUCCCCCUGACGCGACCUCGAGAUCAAAACAAGGUUGUUCCACGAGGUCUCCUGGUUCGGAACCGGUGCGCUUCGUGCUCCCAGCUGCUCGUGUCUGCGGCUGCUUCGCCAGGCGCCUAGUCAUUGGGCAGCCCCCGGGGGGUCCCUGCAGAGCGGAGGAUGUUUGUGCUUUCAGUUCUGAGCGGCACGCUUCUGGGAAGCCAGAUGCAUCGGAGGGCGGCGGCGACGGACAUGAUUACGAUGAUGAUGCGGAGGGCCGCCGCCUUGAUCAGCCUUGA